Messenger RNA from Falco peregrinus (peregrine falcon), 587 nucleotides. RefSeq names its product ankyrin repeat domain-containing protein 26-like. Bases 93 to 587 code for a protein of 164 amino acids. The transcript has 5 exons. The record is from RefSeq and is a predicted model, not a curated record. NCBI's taxonomy places the organism in Eukaryota, Metazoa, Chordata, Aves, Falconiformes, Falconidae.
AGAAGGAAAAAAGCAAACAAAGAUGUUCAAAAGUGCAGGCGGUGGCAAAACAGGAAUGUGUGGAUAAAUUAAAUAACAUCACUAAUCGGCAAAUGAAACAAAAGAUUACUGUAAGGAAGAAUGACUGUUUGAAAAUGGAGAAUGAAAACAUGAUAGAAGAAAAAGACAAAAAGAUUUUUUCAUCUGGGGAGAGCUCAAAAUUGAUUAAAAUGCCAAUGAAAGGUAAAAUUGCCCUGAAUGCCAAAGGUGCAAAGAAAAGUAAAAGACAGCCUUCAAAGCAGAAGGCUCAUCAGCAGAUGAGCUCUUCCAGUGGCAAUCAUGGUCAAGUACCGGAUGAUAGCACUUCCAGUGAAACAUCUGAGGAUGAAGGAAGACCUGCAGCAACAACCAGGAGUGAAAGGAACGAGGUCAGCAUACCAAUGGAAGUAACUGAUGACCCUGGUUUAACUCACUCAUCUGACCCAACUUCAGAGGAUGUCCGGUUAGAAGCUUCAGCCUACAAGGAGACUAUGCUGCUCUUGGAAGAGCUUGGUGUGGUCCAUAUGGCCGAUGUGCCUUACGUUAUCAUUGGUUCUCUGUCUAGUUAG